CGCAGGCCGACUACCACACUACCGGCUUCCACUAGCCCGCCAUGAUCUUACUUUUCCACGGUUUCGCCCCGUCCGUGGUCUUCCCGUCACCGCGGUCAUACCAUCCUCUCGCAGAGGGUCCGGCUCGCUGAGCCGAUUGCUUUUUUCUCUGACGACGAUGUUGGAGUAUUAUUACAUCCUUCUCUGGGCACCUCUCUACGCAGCCCUUGUCGGUGCUGAUACAGACCCUCUACUGAUUGACUGCUACCGAUGGGACGGCGGGGUGACUGCCAACAACACCAAGUGCCCCAACUCCAAUGCCUGCUGCGGGCCGACCGCCACAUGCCUGUCGAACCGCCUUUGCCACAACGUCGGCGACGGGCCCGACCUGUUUGUGCGGGGGCCUUGCGCGGUCAAGGGAUGGGAUCCCGACUGCGCCCAGAUCUGCAAAUAUGAUGAGCAAGGUGGCGUUUUCCCGCGCGUCACGAUAUGCGCCGACGGCAGCCUCUGCUGCAACAACGACCCGCAGUGCUGCCAGGACGGUAAGGGGGUAUUUCUCGACGAAGCCGGAAACAUCGCUUCGGCCAGGGCGACGGCCGCCACAACAAGCUACCCCCCCUUGGGCGGCGGGCCAUCGAGGUACACCCUCACUCCGUCCGCCAGCACGACGACGACCCCCACCGCCCGCAGCGGCAGCAGCACCAGCAAUAGCAACAACCCUUCUUCCAUGCGCGCAUCGUCGUUCACGUCGGAGCCGGGGGAAACGGCCGCGGCGAUCGCGUCUUCUGCGUCAUCGACAGCCACCCGGACCACCGCCAUCGACCAGCCGCCCUCGGGCGUAUUAGGUUCUUCUUCGAACUCGGGCUCGAUCUCGGAAGAUGACGACAACGGCGGCGGCGGCGGCGGGGGCAACACUACCGGGUUCAAGAUCGGCCUGGGGCUGGGGAUCCCGCUCUCUGUGCUGGUGACGGCCUGCGUCGUCUACUACCUGGCCGCGCGCCGCCAUCGCUCCCACUUCGUUAGCAGCAGCAGCGGCAGCGGCGGCGGCGACUCGCCAGCCUCUUAUUAUCAACAUCCGUCCGUGCCGCCGCAACAACAGCAAUAUCCGGGCUCAGCAGCGCACUCGCCGGGGCCGGGGCCGGCGUAUUACGUGUACGGCGGCACCGUCAAGGAGACGGGAACCGGUCCGGCGGGGCAGCAGCCGACGGUGGCGGUGGUGCCGGUGGAGGCCCAGGGCCAGUCGGCGGCCGAGCUGGAUGCGGUUGGUGCGGGUCGGAACGGGGCGAGGGAGGAGAGGUAUUAUAACCACGGUGUCGAGAUGGCCCGGGGGUGGUAUGCGCCCGGAGGGCCGGGCGGGGUUGUGAAGAGUUAGGUGACUGGGUAUGCAGGAAGUGCAGGCAGGUGAGUUCUUACUAUCAGGAGUUGAAGUGAGGUUAAAUAUCAGGUACAAUUUACUUCGGCAUGGAGAGUGGAACUGUAAAGUGUUUGCUGUGUGCAUAUUCGCCGCUUAAAGAAGCGGUUGCGGUGGUUUUUUUUUUUUUUUUAUCAAGUUCUUUUCUCAAUGAAGUUCAGGCACCUAUCUGGGCAUCUCGGUAGCUUUUGAACACUCUUGGUGACCAGCGAUUAUUAGCUGAGAUUGUAAUUUUCGUCCUGCCCUAGUGUCCUUCCUUCCUGCACUCUGUUUCUUGCCUUUCAUUACUCACAAUGACGCUUUGCCACGGAUUCAUAAGGUUGUUAGGUACCUUUGUUUACCAUUCCCUGGCCAUCCCGUGUGCG
This is a messenger RNA of Thermothelomyces thermophilus ATCC 42464, 1755 nucleotides long. RefSeq lists its product as uncharacterized. The transcript has 4 exons. Lineage: Eukaryota; Fungi; Ascomycota; Sordariomycetes; Sordariales; Chaetomiaceae. The record is from RefSeq and is a predicted model, not a curated record. Bases 158 to 1351 code for a protein of 397 amino acids.